CCGCGACCCCGGGGCUGCCCUGCUCUUCCUUUCCUGCACCCUGAGGACAAGCUCAGCGGCGUGGGCGCUGCUCCCUGGGCUGAGAGCCUCCGGCUGUAAAGCGCAGCCUCUGGUGGAGUCGGGAAAGUGGAUCCUCAGUGCUGAGCGAGCUUCUGUCUCCUCCCUCAGUGUUUCUGCCCCAGGGCCUGCAACAUGAGCAUCCCUGACUACGUGCAGUGUGCUGAGGACUAUGAGACUAUUCCCGUGGUGGUCAAACCAGUGGGGAUCAUCUCAGAGGAGAAUUUCUUUUGCAUCUAUAAGCGAAUCUCUUUGGUGAGCCAGAUCAGCCCGUGCAGCUCCCAGGGCACACUCUGUAUGCACUACAGGCACCACUAUGCGCCCAAGAAUGGAUGGAGCGGCUUCCAGACCCAUCUCAAGCUGAGCAGCCGCGCACCAACGUGGCCUUCAAUCUACGAGGACUGCAGGGUGGUGGAGAAGAGGAUUGAGGACUUCACUGAGUCACUCUUCAUCUUGCUCAAGUCUAAGUGGCUGGAUGUGGCCCCCGACAACUCUGGGGACAAGAUCCCACUCCUCUGCAUCCUGUUUGAGAAGGAGGACUUCAUAGGAUUGGACACAGACAGCAGGGCCCUGUGAUCUACAUGCCGGCGCUCCCCAUCUGCUCCUUGGAGAUGAGGUGUCAUGUUUAGGAGCCUGGGCACUGCUGAGGGCACAGCAGGCAGCACCGUGCUACACCGAGGCUGGCUCCGUUCACCUCACAUGUCACCUCCUGCUGAUCCCCCAGGCGUCAGUCAAGAUCGUUUUGGUUACUGAGACCCUCGAAUUCCCAUAUGAAUUAUAACAGCAGCUAAUCAGUUUUUGCAGAGGAGACCGCUGGGAUUGUGAUCGAGACCACGCAGAAUAUACGGAACACUCUGGGGAGCACUGCCAUUCCAAGAGCACUGUCUUCUGAUCCAGGAAUGUACGUGGAGUGUCUGUCCAGGUGCCCUCACAUCCAGUGGCAUCCAUCCAGACACCAACAGUGACACUGGCCAUGCUCAGAACUGCCUCAGCCCUAAAGACACAAGUGACAAAUAGAAGGGGUCUGCGCCCUGUUACAUCAGGUUCUCUCACUUUUUGGGUCCUUAUGUAACUGCGCGGUGUUAAUCAGGAUCGCCCGUUCUACAUUGUGUGGCGCUGCUGCGGUGUUUCCUAGUUAUUUGUUUCUGAGAAUUACGGCCUGCUGCUAGAGUGUUUGAUCAGGAUAAAUGAUUUGUUUCUAUAAGAUGCCACGUACAGUCACAAUCUCAGUGAGAAAUGGGCUGUCACCUCUUCAUCUGCAACUCAGUGCUCGACAGGACAUCGGGGCAAAGCCAGUCCGUAAUUUGUUUGUGAUGCAACUGUCCACGUGGGUCAAAUCAUGGUGCCACUCUAAAACCUCCAAAAAAAACCAAAGUUGAUUUUCUAUUUUGCAACUUGCCAUCUCAACAUAAGUGCAGAAGAGUUAACAUCGUGAAAGCUCAGAGCCCGGAGAAUAGGCUUUCCUGGAUAUUUCAUGCUAAAGGCAACUUUCUCUUACAAAAGGAUCUGAGGAGCAGGAGCAAGGAACGCAGGGAGAGAUCCAGGAAGACAUCUGACUGUGUUAAGAGACGACAGUCACAGCCACACGGGGAGCGAUGACACUUGCAGCAAAGUAAAACGACUUCACAACUAUUGCAUCAGAGCUGCCGGUGUGAGAGAGCCUAAGCCUGUCUCAGAGUGCAGGGGACAAGUGGAAAGGAAUGUGUAAGAAUGCUGGUGACUGAGUUAGAAGCACGCUUCAAAGCUGUCCAUGUCCUUGCCAUCCAGAAGCGGAGCCUGGGAGCUUCAGAAUUUCUCCAGAAUGCGGUUUACUUUCAUCUUCGACAGCAUUCCUAGGAGAGAAUUCAGCAGUGCAGCAUCCUCUCCGAGCUCUAUGAGUUGAUCGGCUUCCACCGCAAGUCCGCCUUCUUCAAGCGGGUGGCCCCCGUGCAGCGCGCGGCCCCCGGCAUCCCGGAGCCUGGCGGGAAGGUCUUCUACCGACUCCUUCUGCAGACGCUUCCUGGCUACAGUCUGUCGCUGGAUCUGCAGGACUUCAGCAAAGGUGUUGGAACUAAAACAUUGCUUCAGUCCCAUUAACCAUGCCUGGUUUGGGCCCUGCUGUCCUGUCUCAUCAGGGUGAAUUGUGAUUCGUUUAGAACAGGGCUCAGCAGAGUUUUUCUGUCAAGGGCUUGGGAGUAAGUAUUUCAGGGUCUGCAAACCUCCUGAUCUCUGGUGCGGCUGCUCAGCUCUGCUGUUCAGACGCCAGAGCAGCUGGACAUUCCACACACCCACAGAGUUUUAUUAACAGCUUUGGCUGGGGCUGGAUUCGGUGUAUGAACUGCAGUUUCUCCCCAGAGCUCCUCACUAUUGACGCCUGCACCAGAGCGUGCAUUUGCGACAAUGGGUGAACUUGCACUGACAAGUCAUCAUCACCCAGAGCCCAGACUUGACACUAGGAUUUACACUUGGUGGUGUGCACUCUGUGGGUUUGGACAGAUGUGCAAUGACAUGUAUCCACCGUCACAGCAUCAUACAGAGUAGUCUGUCUUAGUGAUCUUAAAAUGCUCCGUGCUGCACCUCAUUCAUUGCUCCUUCCCCUCUAGCCUCUGACAGCCACUGAUCUUUUAGUCUCUGUGGUUUUCCCUUUCCCAGAACACCAUACAGUUGGAAUCAGACAGUUGCGGAACCUUCCCAGAUUGGCUUCUUUCACUUAGUAAUAUGCAUUUAAGGUUCCUCCAUGUAUUUCCAUGCCUUGAUAACUCAUUUCAUUUUAGCACCAAAUAAUAGUCCAUUUUCUGGCUGGACCACAGUUUAUCCAUUCACCUACUGAAGAACAGCUUAGUUGUUUCUGAGUUCUGGUGAUUAUGAAUAAAGCUGCUAUUAACAUCUGUAUGCAGAUUUCUGUGUGGACAUAAGUUUCCAUUUCAUCGAGUAAACACCAAGGAGCACAGUUGCCGGAUCAUAUGUUAGGAGUACGUUUAGUUUUGUAAAAAAUUGCCAGACCGUCUUCCAAAAUAUCUGGGCCAUUUUACAUUCCCACCAGCAAUGCAUGAGAAUUCCUGAUGCUCCACAUCCUCACCAGCAUUCGGUGCUGUCAGUGUUCUGCUUUUUGGCAGUUCUGACAGGUGUGCAGUGGUACCUCGCUGUUUCAGUCUGCAUCCCCUUGAUGACAGAUGCUGUGGAGCAUCUUUCCAUAGACUUCUUUGGCAUGUAGAUUUCUUCUUUGAUGAGGUGUGUGUUCAGGCAUUUUGCUCAUUUUUUAAUCAGGUUGUUCAUCCUUCUUGUUGAGUUUAAAGAGAUUUUGGUAUAUUCUGGAUAUCAGCCCUUUAUCAAUGUGUCCCUGCCCUUCACCUGCAGCACCGGAGUUGUCCUUUGGGUCUCAGUGGAGUGUCAGCUCUUCAAAGAGGUUCCCUGUCUUCCCUCAGCCUAAAUACUGUCCUUGUAUUUUUCACUUUCAUUGACUCAUUUUGUUCUUUUUAAAUAGCAUUUCCCAUAAUUUGUAAGUACAUUAAAAAAAAGGGCAAUGAUUGAACACCACCUCCCCCACCAGGCUGUGUGCUCUGUGAGAGCAGAGGCCCUGUCCCCACUCACCGUUUCCCAUGACAGCACAUGGCACAUGUCCAUGUAAAAGUGUGUAACGUGGGGCCAAACCUGAUGAGCAGCUAUGAUGACAUGUGUUGGCUUCCAUUUAUUGAGUAGACUUUGUUUCUGAUCUUAAUUAUUAAAUCAUAUGAAUGAAACUUGUUUGUUUUGAAAAAUAAACAACAAAGCACACCUCCAUUUGAUUGGUAGUUUUCACUUAGCUUUCUGACCCAGGAGGGGAUGUUCACCAUCAUUUUGUGGAGGAGGUUGGGGAGGUAAAGUAAGAGAGUGAGAUUAAAUAAAGUAAAAAUGAUAACUA
This is a messenger RNA of Camelus dromedarius (Arabian camel), 3937 nucleotides long. Its product is annotated as trafficking protein particle complex subunit 9-like. Lineage: Eukaryota; Metazoa; Chordata; Mammalia; Artiodactyla; Camelidae. The record is from RefSeq and is a predicted model, not a curated record. The coding region runs from base 193 to 633 and encodes 146 amino acids. The transcript is spliced from 11 exons. Gene Ontology annotation, cellular component: trans-Golgi network.